CGAUUAAAUAGUCCGCAUUAAGACGCGGUAGGCAUCCCUUAGAACAGUAUAUUUGCUUUGUAUCAUUCUGUGUCGGCUCUCGAGGGAGCUGGGUCGUUUCAACUAAAGAAAAUGGGUUACACGGCUACCGAAAAUGUGGUACAAAGCAGCACGUGGGCUGCAACGAACAUGUUCUAUGUUCUCCUGGUACCAGCUCUCAUCCUCUGGUACGCGUACUGGCGUAUGUCCAGGAGACGUAUGUACGAGCUUGCUGAGAAAUUAGAGGGUCCGCCUGGACUGCCUCUGAUUGGAAACGCUUUGGACUUCACCGGGGGAUCCGACGAAAUUUUCAGGAACAUUGUAAGCAAAAGUUAUCCUUACGACAGGGAGUCCGUUAUCAAAAUAUGGAUCGGACCCCGUCUCAUUGUGUUCCUGUACGACCCGAGGGAUGUGGAGUUGAUCCUUAGCAGUCAUGUCCACAUUGAUAAAGCUGACGACUACAGAUUCUUCAAGCCCUGGCUCGGAGAUGGUCUUCUGAUCAGUACAGGACAAAAAUGGCGGUCUCAUCGCAAGUUGAUCGCACCUACAUUCCACUUGAACGUGCUGAAGAGUUUCAUCGACCUGUUCAACGCCAACUCCCGCGCUGUUGUCGACAAGCUGAAGAAAGAGAGCGGUGUGUUUGAUUGCCACGACUACAUGAGCGAGUGCACAGUGGAAAUCUUGCUUGAGACCGCUAUGGGUGUCAGUAAGAGUACUCAAGAUCAAAGUGGUUUCGAAUACGCCAUGGCUGUCAUGAAGAUGUGUGAUAUCCUCCACUUGAGACACACAAAGAUCUGGUUGCGACCUGACCUGCUUUUCAACUUCACUCAAUACGCUAAAGUUCAAAACAAACUUCUUGACGUCAUUCACGGACUAACCAAAAAGGUCAUCACAAGGAAGAAGGCAGAGUUUCAAUCUGGAAAGAAACCAACAAUUGUUACUGAGGUCGAAGUACCGAAGAACAGUUCAUCCAAGACCACAUCAGUUGAAGGACUUUCUUUCGGUCAAUCCGCUGGUCUUAAGGACGAUCUGGAUGUGGACGAUGAUGUUGGUCAAAAGAAACGUCUCGCUUUCCUCGACUUACUUCUAGAGAGCUCACAGAGCGGUGUCGUGAUAUCGGACGAGGAAAUCAAGGAACAAGUCGAUACUAUUAUGUUUGAGGGUCACGAUACAACAGCCGCUGGCAGCAGUUUCUUCCUGUCUAUGAUGGGUAUCCAUCAAGAUAUCCAAGACAAAGUCGUUGAAGAACUCGACCAGAUAUUCGGUGACUCCGAUCGUCCUGCGACAUUCCAGGACACAUUAGAGAUGAAGUACCUUGAAAGGUGUUUGAUGGAGACCCUGAGGAUGUUCCCACCAGUGCCCAUCAUUGCGCGUCAUCUGAAACAAGAUGUAACCCUUCCAUCGAAUGGCAAAAAGGUGCCUGCCGGGGCUACCAUCGUCAUUGCGACAUACAAGUUGCACCGUCGCUCUGAUGUGUAUCCUAACCCAGAUACAUUUGACCCUGACAACUUCCUACCCGAACGUUCUGCGAAUCGUCAUUAUUACGCUUUCGUGCCUUUCUCUGCUGGACCCAGGAGUUGCGUCGGUCGUAAAUACGCUAUGCUCAAGCUGAAGAUCAUCCUAUCAACGAUACUCAGGAAUUUCCGUAUCCACUCAGACCUCAAGGAAUCUGACUUCAGGCUUCAAGCUGAUAUCAUUCUCAAACGCGCCGAAGGAUUCAAAGUACGUUUGGAGCCACGCAAACGGAUGGCCAAGGCCUUCUAAAUAAUGACCAAAACGCCUAUAUCUGUGAAAAAUAUAGUUUUUUACGGUUUUUAGUGUUAUUAGUGCAAAUGAUACCAGUACUGACUAAAUUAUUAAUAAUUUUAUGUAUAAUGGUGGAAGAACUUGUCGAAACGGGUUGUGAAGUGGUUAAAGAAUAAUAUGUUUUGCUCAAAUCUGUUACGGUUAUAUUUUUUUGUAAAUAGUUAAUUUCUCUCACUUGAUUUAAACGAAUAAAGAAUAAUUAAUAU
Molecule: messenger RNA, 2030 nt
Organism: Papilio xuthus (Asian swallowtail)
Lineage: Eukaryota; Metazoa; Arthropoda; Insecta; Lepidoptera; Papilionidae
Source: RefSeq, a predicted model, not a curated record